ACAGCUGAUCAUGUUUUUAAAUCAUCUGAUUCAUAGGAAUGCAAUGUAUUAUUUACAUUUUGCAUUAUUUUGUUUUGGCUCAGAGGGCAGAACAUUUUUAAAAAUUUCUGUAUGUUUAGGCUUGUGAAAUUUUUUAGUUGAAGAUUUCAUUGAAAUGGAGUGAUUAUUUUCAAUGAAAAUAACUAAACGGUUCAAUCUGAUCAUUUGGAAAAUUCUUUAGUACAGGUAAUAGGGAUAACCGCUACUGUAGGCCUACAGAAACUGCUAAUCCAAAUCAUAGUAGCACAAAUAUGAAAGGCGAUAGUCAAGAUAAUGAUGAAUUAAGUUUUUUCCCAUUCGAUUCGACUCCUAGUGGAAAACUUAAGGUUUCUCCUGAAAAGUGCAGGUUGUAUUUGAGUCGAACAAGAUGAGCAUUCUCUUGGCUAAUCCACAAAAUACGAUGAUCAAGUUGAAUGGUGAAGUUGCAAACAAAGUGAUAGCAACAGUCAACUCUUUUGUUCUAAAAACAGAUUUAUCCGAGCUGAUGCUUGACAACUACAAAAUGGGAGUGAGAGGAGCUGAUGGAGACUAUCCAAGCAAAAGCGAGAAAAGAAACACCAAGACAAAGGAGAAUACUGCUACUGAACAUCGAAAGGACAGUGAUAAAGUUUCUGUCUGUUCAUCAGCUUCUCAAAAUGAAACCAGUUUGAAAAGAAUGGGCUGUACAUUUGAUGAACAGAUCAAUUGGUCAAAGAUAUCAUUACCCGAAAAGUCCGAUCUUCAUAAGCUGCUCCAGCAUAGAAUAACCAAUUCUAUAAAUCCAGAUUUUGCUGUGAAGAUUGGGAAAGUUGAAUUUUACUGUCAUUUAUUGGUUCUUGAGUGUUAUUCGUCUUUUUUUGAGAAUUUGGAAAGAAACGUUAAAUCAAAAGAUUUACCUGAGUCACAUGUGUCAAAAGAUGCGUUUCGUUCCAUCUAUGACUGGAUGAUUCACCCAAACCGUGACAGUUAUCAGCUCUUGAGAAGAGACAAUAUUCUUGAAAUUUUCAUGGCUGCACAGUAUCUGCACGUCAAAGAGCUGGAGGAGCAGUGUUGGGCUUUCAUCGACAACGAAGACCUGUUCAGCGAGGACACGGCCUUCCUGCUCUACCUGGACGCGCGUCGGCUGCAGAACGUCAUCAUAAUGGACCUCAUGGUUCCCCGCAUUCAGCGCUUCUUCCUCAUGCUUGUCAGCUCCAGGGAUUGGCUGCAGCUCCAAGUCAGCGAAAUAUGCGUUUUUCUACAGUCAAACUAUAUAUGUAUACACUGUGAAAUGGAGGUGUUCAUGUCGGGCGUGCGCUGGCUGAUGAGCGACUGGCAGGCGAGAAGCGCGCACCUGGUGGAGAUAAUGCGGUGCGUGCGAUUCGGCCUGAUUGCGCCCUGGCAGUUGGUCGACAUCCGCCGCAAUCCCGAGUCGCCCGAGUUCAUCGAGGUCACCAAGCAUCCCGACGUCUCCAAAAUGGUCGAGGACGGUCUUGCAUUCGCCAUCAUAAAAUACUGGUAUGGCCAUGAAUCUCAUGAAUACAAUCACUGGAUCGAUCUUCUUGGUCUGUCUGAGCCAGCGAGCAGGAAUUGGGCUGGAACUGAAAAGAGAUAUCUAGCCUAUAAAGAAUUCAUCGAGGAGCUGAAUUGCUACAGAAUGCAGCCAACAGAGGAUGGCGAAGAGGCGAUAGGCCCGACUGCGCAAGCGCACAAGUCAUCGGAUCCACCACCAUCAUCAUCAUCAGCAGCAGCAGCGGCGGUGGCCUCACCAGUUCCCAUUAUAGCUGACGUCAUUGCCCAACGAGGCCUGCAUCUGCCCGGGCCCAGUACCAGUCACCAACCGAAACUUCCCAAUAAAUCUGGAAAACGGUGACAUUCCCUUAUUUCUGAUUGAUUUCUGCCCUACUCAAUUUCGUCGUACUGUCCAUAAUGUAAAAAUUGUUUCAAGUUGUGUACUCGCUUGUGGAAUAAAUAAAUUUCUGUACAA
Molecule: messenger RNA, 1984 nt
Organism: Nilaparvata lugens (brown planthopper)
Lineage: Eukaryota; Metazoa; Arthropoda; Insecta; Hemiptera; Delphacidae
Product: kelch-like protein 41
Exons: 11
Coding region: 407-1870 (487 amino acids)
Molecular function (GO): protein binding
Source: RefSeq, a predicted model, not a curated record